Messenger RNA from Archocentrus centrarchus (flier cichlid), 462 nucleotides. Its product is annotated as C-type lectin domain family 4 member E-like. Lineage: Eukaryota; Metazoa; Chordata; Actinopteri; Cichliformes; Cichlidae. The coding region runs from base 1 to 462 and encodes 153 amino acids. The record is from RefSeq and is a predicted model, not a curated record. The transcript has 5 exons.
AUGAAUAACCAACUUUGCUCCAUGACUGAGGAGAAUGGCAGCCUCACUGAAAAGACCAAAGAGCUGGAGAGGCUUCAGAGUUUGCACAAACAGAAGAGAAUGUGUCCUGCAGGAUGGAAGGAGUUCAGCUGUAGCUGUUACCUCCUCUCUGAAAGGUCUGGUUCCUGGGAUUCAGCCAGAAAGGACUGCAGAGACCAAGGAGGACAUCUGGUGGUGAUAUACAGCUCAGACAUACAGAACUUCCUUGCUACAUUAACCCAGAAUUCGGCAUGGAUUGGUUUAAAUGACAAAGAAGAAGAAGGAACUUGGAAAUGGGUAGAUGGAACCCCACUGACUCUCACGUACUGGGCAGCUCAUCAACCUGAUGACUGGACUGCUAAAGAGGACUGUGCUCACAUUGCUGAGAAAACAGAGAAACUUAAACCAGUGAAACAGUUUGCAGGUCCUGAGCUGCAGAGCUGA